ACCUGCGGUAAUUUAACAAUAAAUUAAAAAGUAAGACUGGAAAUAGAACAAGAUACGAAUUCAAAUAAAUGUCUUCAUUUUUGUAGCCUAAAAGCAAGGUAUAAGAAAGAUAUACGUGGAAUCCAGAAGUUGUGUUCGAAUGGUUGUGUGUGAAUGUUGAGCCAAUUAUUUGAGUACGGCCAAAUAUUCUGAAAUCUUACCAUGACAGAGCUUCACUGGGCGGAUUUGCUUGUUAUAAUAGCUUAUUUUGCUCUGUGUAUGUUAGUUGGACUUUGGUCAUCAUGCAGAGAAAACACAGGAAGUGUGAAAGGCUACUUUUUGGCGGGAAGAAAUAUGAUAUGGAUUCCGGUAGGAGCAUCGAUUUUCGCAACAAACUUCGGAAGUCAUUUCUUCGUGGGAAUGGCAGGUUCUGCAGCAGCCAGUGGUUUGGGAGUUGUUAUUUAUGAAUGGCAAGCUGUGUUUAUAUUAAUGAUAUUAGGGUGGAUAUUUGUACCUGUCUAUGUUUCAUCUGGGGCUUACACCAUGCCUGGCUAUUUGAAAAAGCGAUUUGGCGGGAAAAGAUUAAGAACAUAUUUAUCUGUGUUGGCCAUAUUCCUUUUAAUCGUUCAAAAAAUAUCAGUGAGUAUGUAUGCUGGGGCCAUUUUUAUUCAACAGUCUUUAGGAUGGGAUAUGUACUUGUCUAUAGUUAGUGUUACUCUUAUAACUGCUGUAUAUACAAUCAUAGGUGGUUUAUCUGCUGUAAUAUGGACUGACACCCUACAAACAGUCAUCAUGAUAUUUGGUUCAUCUUACCUAGCUAUAGCGUCCUCGAUCAAAGUUGGUGGUUUGGAAGCCCUGUUUGAGAAAUAUAUGCAAGCCGUACCUAAUAUAACAACGUGUGGAAACACUACUAUGGGAUAUCCACGUGACGAUUCCUUACAUAUCUUUAGGGACCCCGAGACUGGGGAUAUACCAUGGACAGGUGCUUUAUUUGGACUUCUACCUAUGGCUAUUUUAGCGUGGUGUACUGAUCAGGUUAUGGUACAAAGAGUUUUAGCAGCUAAAACCCACUCACAUGCUAAAGGUGGCGUCAUAUUUGCUGCGUGGUUGAAGAUUACGCCUUUCUUUUUAGUUAUCAUACCGGGAAUGAUUGGAAGAGUUCUCUUCCCUGAUGAAAUUGGUUGUGUUGAUCCUGAUGUUUGUAAAGCCUUCUGUGAUGAUCCAAGUGGUUGUUCAAAUGUUGUUUAUCCUAAACUGGUCGUCGAGAUUCUCCCAGCUGGAUUUCGUGGUUUAAUGUUAGCUUGUAUGUUAUCAGCUUUAAUGAGUACCUUAACCUCCGUGUUCAACAGUUCUAGCAGUAUGUUUACAUUAGAUCUGUGGACAAGAUUCAGAACAAAAGCAUCGGAACGAGAACUUAUGAUUGUCGGACGUGUUUUUAUCGUUCUGCUGGUUGUGAUCAGUAUACUCUGGGUACCCAUUUUACAAGCUAACCAAGGGGGACAACUGUGGAAUUAUCUACAAGCUAUGCAGGCCUACCUGGCUCCACCAUGGGUCGUGGUGUUUGUUAUGGGUUUGUUAUGGAAACGAACAACGGAACAGGGUGCUUUCUGGAGUUUAAUGGCAGGCUUAUUGGUUGGUGGUACCAGAUUAAUUAUGGAUUUAGCUUAUCCCAAACCUUCUUGUGGUGUGGCUGAAAGUCGACCAGAAAUACUUUAUAAAGUCCAUUUUCUCCAUUUCGCCAUCAUUCUGACCUUCAUCGUGUUUGUUGUAUGUGUUAUAGUUAGUUUGCUAACCACACCAAGAAGUGACGUUAAGCUAAGGCGUGUUACGUGGAAAACAAGAAAUUCAGAACCCCGGGAAGAAAGUGAUGAUGAAGAUGAAUUUGAAAAACAAGACUAUAUUGAAGACAGUCCUGGUCUUGCUAUAGAGGAAGUGGAAGAUAACCCUACUGGACCAGACGACGUCGCCUUUAAACAGCGGGUAUAUAAUAUAUUAUGCUGUUAUUCAAGUUUUGUCCCGAAACCCAGAAGUCGCGCAAUGGAAGAAGAAGAAGCCAAUCGUUACAAGGGAUUGGGAGAGAAGCCCUGGAUUCGUCGUUUCCUUGACUUCAACGCUCUUCUAGUAAUGGCGUGGACCGUUUUUCUCAUUGCCUUCUUUGCUUAGUUCGAACGUUGAGAGUAUUCAAAUUUUAAUUGUGCUAUAUUCUUCAAAAUUCAUUUUAUCUUUCCCUUUUAUAUUAAUAAA
Messenger RNA from Patella vulgata (common limpet), 2223 nucleotides. RefSeq names its product sodium/mannose cotransporter SLC5A10. NCBI's taxonomy places the organism in Eukaryota, Metazoa, Mollusca, Gastropoda, Patellidae. Gene Ontology annotation, molecular function: D-glucose:sodium symporter activity. The record is from RefSeq and is a predicted model, not a curated record. The transcript has 16 exons. Gene Ontology annotation, biological process: transmembrane transport. The coding region runs from base 202 to 2142 and encodes 646 amino acids. Gene Ontology annotation, cellular component: plasma membrane.